CGUUCAGUCCACGCAAACACAUCGAGGAGUGUGGACGCGUUGCAGUCGCACUUGAAAUCGACAAUUUGAGCGUGUUUUGUGCAUUGACAAUCGGCUAAAAAUUCAAAGAAGAUAUUUAUUAAAUUAUAAUAUCGUGUGUUAAAUUCUUGAUUUACUUUUUUUUCACGUGCUCUGCUGUUAUUGACAACAGCAGCAAUCGCGAGUGAGAGAUUCGCAUGUGAACUUUGUGGGCCGCAGAAUGAGGCCAAACUGAUUGUGAAUCUGAUCCAAAUUCAGAUCCAGAUCCUGAUCCUGAUCCUGAUCCUGAUCCUGAGCACACGGCCCAAGGCAUACGGCAUAAGGCCUAAACGACUGCCAUCAUUGACUACGAUUUUCAGCUUGAUUCCCUCAAAUGCUGGGAGCCAAUCUUUUGCUGGCGCUGAUCGCCGGCUUGACGCAGUGCAGCGGCCAGGCGCAGGCAGCGGGCAGCUCGGCCAACGGCGGCAGCUCCAAUGGAUUACAAUGCCAACGCAUCGCAGUGUCCGCCUGCCAGGGCCUCGGCUACAAUAUGACCGCACUGCCUAAUCUGGCCGGUCACACCAAUCAGCUGGAGGCUGAAUUGCAGAUAGCCAAACUUUUGCCGCUGAUCGAGUCGGGCUGUUCGCGGCGAGCGCGUUUUCUGCUCUGCUCCGCGCUCUUUCCGCUCUGCAGUCCGGAUGUGCCACGCCCAGUGACCGCCUGCAAGUCGCUAUGCGAGACAGUAAAGGGCGAGUGUGCGACAAACGCGGCGCCGGAACUGAUGCAGCUGUGGCCGCAGUUCCUCAGCUGCGAUUCGCUGCCUCAGCCGGAGAAUCACGAGCUCUGCAUGCAAAUACCGCAGGAGGCGGCGGCCAGCGAGGGCGUACAAGCCGCUGCCACGGACGGAGGUGGUGGCGUCGGCGUCGGCGGCGCAGAGCAAUCGGCAGCGUCAGAGCCGCCGCCGCAGCAACAGCAAAUGUACUGGUCCUGGAUGGCGUGGAAGAUGUCCUCGCAGCUGGGCAAGUCGACGGCAGGCAAUGGCGUCCUGGGCGCCGCAGCGAGCCUGGGCGGCCUGUGUCCACAGAACUUCAGCCUGAGUCCGCUGAAUGCCGAGGAGUGCCUGGCGCAGUGCCAGCGCGACGCGUUCCAUACAACGCAGCAGAAGAAGCUGACUGAGAGCCUCAUCCUGGGCCUGUCCGCGGUCUGCUUUGUGCUGACGCUCUUCGCGCUGGUCACCUUCUGGGCGGAGCCCACACGCUUUGGCUAUCCGGAGCGUCCGGUGCUGUUCCUCUGCCUGUGCUACAAUCUGUUCAGCGUGUGCUACCUGGAGCGCAUCGUGUUCCAUCAGGCGCGCAGCCUGGCCCUGCUGCAGCAGCAACAGGAGCCUGGUCGCGUAGGACGCGCACCCUGCGCCUUGACGCCGCCCUGCCUGGCCUCGUACAUCAGCACCUCGUAUUUGAGCCUGUGCGCGGCCAGCUGGUGGCUAAUCUUUGCGCUCUGCUUCUAUCUGUCGUCGCACAAGAAGUGGUCCAGCGAGGCGCUCGAGAAGCGCUCCGGCCUGUUCCAUGUGCUCGCCUGGGUGCCACCAUUGGCGCCGCCCAUUGCCGCCCUGCUGCUCGAGCGUGUGCGUCCCAGCGAGCUGACCGGCAUGUGCACAGCGCCCGGAUUUGUGGAGUUGCCUGCCCUGGCCCUGCUGCUCCUGGGCCUGUAUUUUACGCUGCGCGCCUCCCGCUCCCUGCACACGCUGCAGCAGCAGCUGCAGCCGACGCUGGCGCUGGCGCAUCAGCGUUUCGCACAGAUACGCAAACGUUUUGUGGUCUUCUCGCUGCUCUUCUUCCUGCCAACGGCGGCGGGGGUCGUGGCCGCCUUUUGUGAGCGUUACGUGGACGCGGUGCCCAGCUGCUCGACGCUGGAGGAUUGCGCGACGCCGGCGCAACUGAGCGCCUGGCCAACGCUGGUGCGCAUCUUCUUUCAGCUGGUGGGCGGCACGCUAACCGGCAUGUGGGUGUGGUCGCGCAAGACAUGCGAAAGCUAUCGCAGCCGACUGGUGGCCGGCUCGCCCAGCUCCUCGCUGAUGACGCCCAACAAGCUGCCGGCGGCGGCUGCCCUGCCCAAGAAGCAUCUCUAUGCCAGCGGCAAGUCGAUGCUAUCCGUUGCGCCCCACGCCGCCCACUCCGCGGCGCCGCUCUAUGCGGGCAUCAGCUUCCACAAUGUGCCCGUCUAUAAUCCCAAUCAGUCGCGCGUGUAGAGUAGAGGCUUGGCCGGAUCUCAGCCUAGUGCCUAGCUCGGGCAGGGUAUUCGCUGGCCUGCCUAACA
This is a messenger RNA of Drosophila montana, 2313 nucleotides long. RefSeq names its product frizzled 3 (gene fz3). The transcript is spliced from 2 exons. Gene Ontology annotation, biological process: canonical Wnt signaling pathway; non-canonical Wnt signaling pathway. The record is from RefSeq and is a predicted model, not a curated record. Gene Ontology annotation, molecular function: Wnt-protein binding; Wnt receptor activity. Gene Ontology annotation, cellular component: plasma membrane. The coding region runs from base 392 to 2245 and encodes 617 amino acids. NCBI's taxonomy places the organism in Eukaryota, Metazoa, Arthropoda, Insecta, Diptera, Drosophilidae.